CAUUAGGGUUUCAGAGUUUGGAGCGAGAACUGGCGAUUCGGAGAGAGAGCGCAUUUUUUCGAGAGCCACAUCUGGAUUGAUUGCUGCUCCCCGUUGCAGAUCAUCACUUUAAUUGCCCCUCUGACCAUCCAUGAACAUAUUAGGUAUAUUUUCCAGCAGGGGUGGUCAGCACCAGCAGCAGGGACAACCUCCCCCUCCCGCACAGAGCUGGUACCCUCCUUCAGUUGCAUCUCCAUCUAGUAGCCAACCAACUCGCGCGCCACCACCUCUUCCUUCUCCAAAUUUAGGCGCUCAUACCUCAGGAAAUAAUCCUCAUUCUCGGACGGCUAUUACUGAAGCACGCCCAACUUCGGUUGGCCAUCCUUCAAGUACUUCAGCUGGAUCCUAUACUGGAGGUUAUUCAACACCAACUAGUGCGUCGGCUUCGUCUUCCAUGUCAUAUCCGUCAAAUGCAGCGCCUCCUAAUUCUGUAUCAAGCUUGAAAGAAAAGAGUCCAGAGGAGCUGACCAGAUUGCUGAAUGAUAAAGAUGCAUAUAAUGCGUUUCUACACUCACUUGAUGAAGUGAGGCGGCUGGAUACGAUUGCCGCUGAACUGAAGAAGUCUACUAUAGAUGAAUCAAGAAACAAUUUGGCUAGGGAGUCGGAACUCGCUGAGCUCAGGACUCAGUGCAUGAUCAUAAGGAAUACAGAGCUUGCUGCUAGUCGAGAAAAGUUUGAGGAAGUUGAUAGGCGGUACAAGGAGGUGCAAGCCAAUUGCUCGCCAUCUGUCCUUCUUUCAAAACUUCAGGAUGCUGUAAAUGAAACUGAUGAAGAAUCUGAGAAUCUGCAUCGCGAAUUUCUAGCAGGAGAAAUAGAGCUCCUUGAAUUCAUUCAAACGUAUCGCAAGCAGCGUAUCCUCUAUCACAGACGUUCGCUGAUCCGCAUGGCGAUGCUUUCCUCUAUGAGCACUUCUGGGUAGCCUCUGUCGCAUUCUAGUGUACGCACUUACGUACCUAGUUGUACAGUGGAUUUAUUAGCCCACACCUGGUAUACGAUGUCGAUCCAGUUCUUUUUCCAACACAACUGUUGAUCGGGCCCUAAUGGAUGCCUGGAUAUGACGACGGUGGUUGUAAUUGUGAUGUGUAACCGAGAAUAUAGAAAUAAUGUAUCAGUUUUUCCAGGGUGCAAGUUCUCGUGCUUUA
Molecule: messenger RNA, 1181 nt
Organism: Physcomitrium patens
Lineage: Eukaryota; Viridiplantae; Streptophyta; Bryopsida; Funariales; Funariaceae
Product: vacuolar protein-sorting-associated protein 37 homolog 1
Biological process (GO): protein targeting to membrane; protein targeting to vacuole; ubiquitin-dependent protein catabolic process via the multivesicular body sorting pathway
Cellular component (GO): ESCRT I complex
Source: RefSeq, a predicted model, not a curated record